ACAAGUCUCAUUCCCUUAGUUGAUCGGCGUCCUGGCUGCUAGCUACGACCUCGUGAUGCCAUCCGGUGUCAGCUGUAGAAACGUUCCGUUUUUGGCCAUUCUGAUCGGAGUGAUUGUGGUUGUUGCAAUCCUUCUGACGAUUCCGUUCCUUUUUCACAAUAAGCUGCGAUCCGUGUUCCGAGGGGCGGUGGCUUCCAAUGCCCCGGAGUGUGCCGGCAUUGGCGAACAGAUUCUUCGAGAUGGAGGAUCGGCGGCUGACGUGGCAAUUGCGGUGAUGGUUUGUGAGGCUGUGACCUGUCCGGAAAGUUCCGGACUGGGUGGUGGAUUCGUGCUGACCUACUAUCAUAAGGAGAGCGAUACGGUUGAGGUAUUGGACGCUAGACCGGUUGCCCCAAAGGCUGCCCACAAGGAUAUGUUGAAGGGAGUUGACGAAGAUAGCCUGAGCUAUAAGGCAUUGAGCGUGGGGGUUCCGGGGAGUGUCAAGGGAUACUGGGAGCUUCAUAAACGUUACGGAAAACUUCCUUGGAAUAAGUUGAUCGAGCCGAGCAUUCGACUAUGUGUGAAUGGCUUCAACGUCACAAAUCAUCUCGGGAUUUGGUUGAAGAAGAUGAAGAACACCAUACUGAGUUCAACAUCUCUGAGGGAACGGUUUGUGAAUCCCUAUCGUGAGGAUGUUUGGACGGAAGGCGAGGUCAUUACUGAUCAUGUUCUAGCUGAAACUUUAGACUCCAUCUCUCUCGGAGAAUACGUUUUGUACUCGGAAAAUGGACCCUUACUAGCUAAUUUGAUAGAUGACCUGAGUCUUUUUGGAAGUAUUUUAAGAAAGGAGGACUUCACCGAGUAUAGCGUCAAAUGGUCCGAGCCUGUAUCGAUGGCUUUACCCGAACAGAAAACCCUUUACAGUCCGGAUCUUCCAGAGGGAGGACCUUUGCUCGUUCACAUACUAAAAGUGCUUGAAAGUUUCGAAGAUCUUAUUCUGGACGAGGCCACUUCGUGGCAUCGAAUGGUGGAAGCGUUUAAAUUUGCCUUUGGUGCAAGUUCUCACCUUGGAGAUCCUGAUUUCCAUCCAAUCUUACAUCAAUUAUCUCGCAACCUAACAAACGAAGAAUACGCCCAUGAAAUCCGUCGUCAAAUCAUGGACGAUCGCACCUUUAACGACACUGCGCACUACGGAGCAGUCAACGAACCCGUCAGAAACCGGGACUCUUCCCACAUUUCGGUUCUAACACCAGACGGCGAUGCUGUAUCCGUUACGAGCUCCAUCAAUGAGAAUUUCGGUUCAACCUUAAGGUCUCCUCGUACCGGUAUCAUUUUGAACAACGCGCUAACUGAAUUUACCGAUGCCGCCGCGAAUCAAAUUCAGCCCAAGAAGCGUCCGAUGAGAUCGGCUUGUCCAACGAUCGUCGUAGACAAUUCAGGUCACGUGCGCCUAGUGGUCGGAUCUGCCGGCGGAACUUCGAUGAUUACUUCAACGGCACAGGUCAUUUAUAGGCAUGUGUUAGGCGGCCAGCCUUUGCGGGAAACCCUUCUAGCACCCCGGGUCCAUCACCGACUUGUUCCGAUGGAUCUGCUUUACGAGAAGACGCUUCCGGAAGAGAUCGUUAGCCAGCUGGCCGAGCGAGGUCAUAAGCUGGUGCAGGUUUCGAGGAUCGGAUCAGUGACGGCCAUCUCUUCGACCGGAGAUGGGAAGAUUUGGGCAGCUUACGAUCCCCGAAGAUCAGGUGGCGCCAUUGCAGUGUACGAUCGGGAGUGGUACACUUUGUAUGGGCAGUGAUUCCCAUGCAGAAGUAACUUAUUAAUUAACAUACAUCAGUGAUCAAGUGUAUUAAAGCGGUACAAAAAAUUGCUACCAUCACAAAACAU
Molecule: messenger RNA, 1863 nt
Organism: Uranotaenia lowii
Lineage: Eukaryota; Metazoa; Arthropoda; Insecta; Diptera; Culicidae
Product: glutathione hydrolase 1 proenzyme-like
Exons: 3
Coding region: 56-1774 (572 amino acids)
Biological process (GO): glutathione catabolic process
Cellular component (GO): plasma membrane
Molecular function (GO): glutathione gamma-glutamate hydrolase
Source: RefSeq, a predicted model, not a curated record